Cucumis sativus (cucumber) is the source of this 2678-nucleotide messenger RNA. RefSeq names its product potassium transporter 5. The coding region runs from base 1 to 2364 and encodes 787 amino acids. The transcript has 8 exons. Gene Ontology annotation, cellular component: membrane. The record is from RefSeq and is a predicted model, not a curated record. Gene Ontology annotation, molecular function: potassium ion transmembrane transporter activity. Lineage: Eukaryota; Viridiplantae; Streptophyta; Magnoliopsida; Cucurbitales; Cucurbitaceae. Gene Ontology annotation, biological process: potassium ion transmembrane transport.
AUGGCAGAGGAGAAAGUAGGGGAUGAAGGCACUAAGAAAUUGAAAGGAAGAAAGUCUUCAUGGGCAACCCUCCGCCGUGUUGACUCGCUCAAUCUCGAGGCCGGUCGGGUCCCUGCCACUGCCACCCAUCGACUCCCCACCGUAAAUUGGCAACGAACAUUGAGUUUAGCAUUUCAGAGCGUGGGAGUGGUGUACGGAGACAUCGGGACGUCGCCGUUGUACGUGUAUGCAAGCACGUUCAGCAGUGGGAAUAUAGAGAACACCGACGACGUGAUCGGAGUUCUGUCACUCAUAAUCUACACCAUAGCACUGAUUCCAUUGUUGAAGUAUGUGUUCAUUGUGCUUUGGGCAAAUGACAAUGGUGAUGGUGGAACAUUUGCCCUUUACUCGUUGUUAUGCCGCUAUGUAAAAGUAGGGUUGAUUCCAAACGAACAGCCAGAGGAUAGAGAACUGUCUAAUUAUCAGCUUGUUGUGCCUUCUAAUUUGAGAAGGUCUCAAAAGGUGAAGGAGAAGCUUGAGAAUAGUAUGUUUGCAAAAAUUGUUCUUUUUCUCGUCACUAUCGCUGGAACUUCCAUGGUUAUUGGUGAUGGAGUUCUCACUCCAUCUAUUUCCGUGCUCUCAGCAGUGAGUGGAAUCAGUUCACUAGGAACAGAUGCAGUUGUGGGGAUUUCAGUAGCAAUUCUUGUAAUUCUAUUCUGCAUUCAAAGAUUUGGAACUGACAAAGUGGGAUUCUCAUUUGCUCCAAUAAUAUUUACUUGGUUUGCAUUUAUUGGUGGAAUUGGCCUUUUCAAUUUGUUCAAGCAUGACCCUUCUGUUCUUAAAGCUUUUAACCCUAAAUAUAUCUUUGAUUAUUUCAAAAGAAAUGGGAAAGAAGCUUGGGUUUCUCUUGGUGGUGUUUUUCUAUGCAUCACAGGGACCGAGGCCAUGUUUGCUGAUUUAGGUCACUUCAAUGUUAGAGCUAUCCAGAUUAGUUUCUCUUCCAUUGUAUUUCCUGCUUUAUUAGCAGCUUACAGUGGGCAAGCUGCAUAUCUCAGAAAAUUCCCAGACCAUGUUGCCCAUACUUUCUAUGACUCCAUUCCAGAUCCUUUAUACUGGCCAACAUUCGUAGUUGCGGUAGCAGCUUCAAUCAUAGCAAGUCAAGCAAUGAUCUCAGGAGCAUUUGCCAUAAUAUCACAAUCUUUAUCUCUAGGUUGCUUCCCGAGAGUAAAAGUAAUCCACACUUCACCCACAUAUGAAGGCCAAGUUUACAUCCCAGAGGUUAAUUACCUUCUAAUGUUAGCAUGUGUCAUCGUAACCGCUGCUUUCAAAACCACUGAAAACAUCGGUCACGCCUAUGGCAUUGCCGUUGUCGCCGUCAUGAUCAUGACUACCGCCAUGGUUUCUCUCAUCAUGAUUGUCAUUUGGAAGACGAGUAUUUGGUUGAUAGUUUUAUUCAUUCUCGUCUUUGGCUCUAUAGAACUUCUCUAUUUCUCGUCGGUUCUUUACAAGUUCACUCAAGGAGGUUUUCUUCCUCUUGUUCUUGCAGUUUUUCUCAUGGCUAUCAUGGUUGUGUGGCAUUAUGUUCAUAGGGAAAGAUAUAUUUUUGAACUUAAAAAUAAGGUUUCUAGUGGGUACAUAACUGAGUUAGCUAACAAUCCUGAUGUUAAUCGAAUCCCUGGAAUUGGCCUUCUUUACUCUGAGUUGGUUCAAGGUAUUCCUCCCAUUUUCCCUCACUUCAUUUCUAGUAUUCCUUCUGUUCACUCCGUUAUCGUCUUCGUCUCCAUCAAGUCUAUUCCGAUAAGCAAAGUCACACCUAAUGAACGGUUUUUGUUUCGCCAAGUGGAGCCAAGGGAGUACCGUAUGUUUCGAUGUGUUGUCAGAUAUGGAUAUAAAGACAUAGUAACUGGCUCUGAUGAGUUUGAGCGGCAGUUGGUGGAGAGCUUGAAACAAUUCAUACGCCAAGAACAUAUAAUGCUAGAAGGUGUACCAAUAGACCCCCCAGUUUCAGUAGCAACAGUGCAUGUCGAAGGUGAAACGGCAUCUGCCGAAGUGGCAAAUCAUUCAUCUCGCCGCUCGUCAGGCUCCAUUCAGCCAGUCGGCGAAUCGAAAUCGAGGGGGUCGUCAAAUGGAACGGCUGAUCGUCAAGUACUAGGAGUGGCUGCAGUGGAGGAAGAGAUGGCAUUUAUAGAGAAAGCAAUGAAAAAAGGAGUGGUUUAUUUGUUGGGAGAAGCAGAAGUAGUGGCUGAACCAAAAUCUUCAUUGAUUAAGAAAAUGGUGGUUAAUUAUGCUUAUAGUUUCUUGAGGAAGAACUUUAGGCAAGGGGAGAAUGUUCUUGAGAUUCCACGUACUAGGCUUUUAAGGGUUGGAAUGACUUACGAAAUAUGACUCUCCCCAAGAAAAACAUAUAGAAGUGUUUGUUUGUUGUAUUAUGUACUUAAAAUGUUGUAAUUUUGAAGUGGUAAGUCAAGUGUCAAGGUGAGCUUGGGUUAAAGUGUUUUUGACGUAACUUUUGUUUUUAGAGGCUGGCUGAGGUUCAAUCCUCUACUCAUUGUGUAGUACUACGAAAAGUUAUACUAUAAAUGUGUGUAUACUCUUUGGAAGAAGUUGCUUUCAUUGUUGGUGUGGUUCGAGGGUUCAAAUAAACUUCUUCUGUAAAAGAAAAUUUAUUAUUGAAGGAAAUCGACACAAUUUGAAUCUUA